UGUACUCUGUUUGUCCUGUAGGUUCAACAUGGAGGAGGCUGACCUGCUGAAGGAGAGGCUCCAGGCCAUCACGGACAAAAGGAGAAUCCAAGAGGACAUUGCCAAGAAAAGGAGACAGAUUGAGGAGGAGAAAUUGAAACUCCAGUACAUAAAGAAAAAAGCCCUGAGGGAGCAGUGGCUGAUGGAUGGCCUGAGUCAGCAGUCGGAGCAGGAACAAGAGGCCAUGAGGCUUCAGGCUCAGGACGAACAGCAGCAGAGUGAUCAGCUGCAGAGCAACAUCCUCAGAAUAGAAAAGGAGAUUAUGGCCUUGGAAGCACAGGAGCUCGACAUCUCUGCCAAUGAAGAAGUAGUUCUUAAGCGGUUGAAAGAGGUGGAGAGGACCGCUGAAGACAUUAUCAAGGAGCUAAACGCAGAGUUCCAGGCAGAUGUGACACAUCAUGUCUCUUCACCACUCCCAGAUAUUUCAUCAUUCAUCCCACUGACACCUGCAGAAACCCGCCCUAUAUGUAAGCCUGGUAGUGAAGAACCAAAGAAAGCUACAUUUGCAAUGGAGAUCAGUGUGGAGCAUGAUAAGAGAACAGGCAAAAGUCAAGUAAUCUCUACAGCAUCCAUCACCCCCGAAACCAUCCAGGAGAGGGGGUUAAAAGUGUACGAAGAUGGGCGCAAGUCAGUAUAUGCGCUGCACCCAGACGGAGGCAAAAUGCACUGUGGAGCAGUUGGAGAGAUGACACACACAGAGGUAGAAGAGCUGCUACGUCAGGCCACAGAAGAGAAUGUGCCCACUGAGGUUCAUUACCAUCAGCCUGUCUACUCUGUACCCUACACAGGGAACAGUAGGCCUUCAACUCCCAGGAUGCCGAAUAAAACUCAAAGGCAAACCCCGACAUCCAGUCCCAGCCCCUUCCAGAGCAUGAUCCCAUCCAGAAAUGGACCUCAAGUCUUCAGAGAGGAAAACCAGCACAGACAAGAACAGGAGGGAUGGAAAGCUCAGAGCAAAACACCUAGCCCUAGCCUCAUCCAACAAGACUCCAUGUCAAGAGUCAAAAAAUCUGGAGAAGAAACCAAGCUGCCCAACUUCCACAUUCCAGGACAAUCUAAGAGUGACAACCAUCUAAUCCCACAGCCUGACUUUGGUGCUAAAACUCCACAAGGACUCACCAAUGGCAAGACAGAUACAAGCAGUCCAAAUCCAGCAGCUCUGGUCUCAGUUAAAGCCAGGUCUGAAGGAAUGCCAGCACCCAUGCAACCAGUCUACAGGGCUGUGGAUAGCCAUAGUCCUUUUCAGUCCCACAAGUCUGAUGGUGAUCCUGAUGCCUUGAUAGAGAGUUCAGUGGAUUUUAACAGACACUCGCCCUACUGUGCAGAGAGUAACGCCUCUCUGAACUUGCCAGAUGAGCUAGAAUCAGAACCUGUCACCAUGAUCUUCAUGGGCUACGAGAACGCUGCGGACGAAGAGGAAGAUGACAUCCAGGCUGAACUGGUCAUCAUAGCUAAUAGUGAUGAUGAUGAUGAUGAUGGUGGUGGUGGUGGUGGUGAGGCCCAGUCUGUUAAAAAUGAAAGUGAGGGGGAUGAAUGUCUUUCAUACCACCCAGAGGGAUACAAGAGCAAAGUCUUCCAACCUAAAGUGGGUAUAGCCAAGGUUACAGGCUGCAGAGACAUUACUGAAGACACCAACACACACUGGGAUGAUUUGGAGCUCCACAAGCCAACAUUCAUCCACAAGCCUGGAAAGCACAGUCCCUACCUGCAGGGACAAAGGGGGAAUGAGUCGGCAAACACAGGGAGCAUCAAUAUGGAGAAGAUGAAGCUGUGCUCAACAGGAAGAUAAGACAGAACUUCACCAGCUGCUGAGAAACUGGGUCACUGAAGAAUGUGGGAAUGGAAUUUGUUCUGGUUUCUUUUUUCUAUCUUUCUUGUCCUUCACCAUGUUUUUCCAUUUGGCUUAUAGAUUAGAACAUAUCUUUUGUGUGAAUGCAUAACCUCCAAUCCAUCUCUCAGCCUUACACCAGGUGCCAUUCUUAUUUUCUUAUGCAAUAAAAAGACAACAACUUU
Messenger RNA from Lates calcarifer (barramundi perch), 2052 nucleotides. Its product is annotated as palmdelphin. The transcript is spliced from 7 exons. Gene Ontology annotation, biological process: regulation of cell shape. The record is from RefSeq and is a predicted model, not a curated record. Lineage: Eukaryota; Metazoa; Chordata; Actinopteri; Centropomidae. Gene Ontology annotation, cellular component: cytoplasm; membrane. The coding region runs from base 29 to 1828 and encodes 599 amino acids.